ACGUGAUCAGCCCGAGCGUCCAGCACAGGCAAACGUCCCAUUUUCCUCUUCGUUUGACGAUUCAGUAUAUUAAUUUAUACAUUUUGGCUAUUUCUACCGGUAACAUAUUUAAACUUUUGUACAUUGGAGCUCAUUAAUACAGGGUACAGAUGUCUACAAGCGGAGUUUGCAACGCGGGCGCUUCUCCUCAGCGGAGCUUGUUUCCAUAGAAACGGAUGCUAUGCUAAUGUACUGUAGACGGCUCUGUAAACGUUUGAUUAUUAAUUAUUCCCAAUGUUUGGGAAGCAGGACGGAACUAAUCUGUUUGAACACCAUGACAUAUGCCAGGCUUAAUGUUUAAAACAGUUGGAUGUGUGUUUCGCUAACGUUAACUCGCAUUUCUAUGCCAAUGGAAACUGGAAUUCUUUCCAGCCGCAUCUUAUGACGUAAACGCUAAACAUCUGAAAUGACCAAGCACACCUCAGGUAACACAUUAAGUCAAGCACCAAUAGAUCUCCUGUAGAGAAGAGCUGAUAACACCCCCCUUAAGGAGCGAUGUCAAAGUUUUCCACUGAAGACGAGGCCGAGCUCCAAUGCCUGCUGAGAGAGCUCCUGAAAAGUGCGAAGGACAGGAUCUCAGGAGCACCGUCGGUGGAAUGUGCAGAAGAAAUCUUGCUUCACUUGGAGCAAACCGACAAGAACUUUCACAACUAUGAGUUUGUGAAGUAUCUGCGGGAGUAUGUGGAGAGCAGCUUGGGAGCGGUUAUUGAAGAGCAGACGGAGAGUUUUACCAGGGGAGAUGGUCAUGCCGUCGGGUCAGGGCAGGACACCCUGGUUCAUGCCGUUACAAAGAACACUAGGGAGUCCACACAAUAUAAACAGAUGAUGCAAACGCUAAAACAGACCAUGAUGGUGGUGGUGGAAUCCCUGAUUAAUAAAUUUGAAGAAGACCAACUAAAGAAAGAGGAAAUGCACAGGAAGAGCCAACGUGAGCAGUCAAGCAGCCAUUACAUUGACAACUGCUCUGACAGCGACUCCUCAUUCAAUCAGAGCUAUGCUUUUAUCAAGCAUGAACAGCUGCAAGUCAUCGCCGAGAAGCUUGACCCCAGCCGGCCACGUGAGGUGCGCUGGGACGCCCUGCAAUCUCUCUGCUAUGCUCCCCCGUCUGAUGUUCUGAGCUGCGAAAGCUGGACCGUCCUGCGCAGAAACCUAUCAGCUGCGCUUUCUGACCCUGACAUCAGUGAUAAAGUUCUCUGCUUCUUUGCGAAAACCUUUUCAUCUUCUCCAUUAAAUGUUACUAAGGACGUAUACACCAGCAUAGUAAAAAGCUUGGAGGCGCAUUUCCUGUACCAUAAGUUGAGUUUUCCUAGUGGCUCUACAGGGAUCGAUGCGAACCGACCUGAUAUCGCUCGUCUUCUCAAACAAAUGCGUUUAAUGAACGACUUUCAAAAGGAAGUGACAACAUUUUGGAUACGGCACCCUGAAAAGUACAUGGAGGAGAUCAUCGAGGCCACCCUCUCUCUUCUCUCGCUACAUUCUGAACUUGGCGCAGAUAAAUCUCUCGAACCCAUACACUUAAUCUCUCUACUGGAUAUUAAAGCCACCUGGUUUAAAAAAUGGAUGCAUGGUUACUACAGCAGAACUGUUGUCUUAAGGCUCCUUGAGAAGAAGUACAAGACAUUGAUCGUAAAUGCUCUUCAGCAGUGCAUUUAUUACCAUGAUUCCUGUGAUUCUGUCCGAGAUGAAACCUUGGAAAUCAGCCAUGUCCUGGAACAUCAGCAGAUUGGUACUGCACAGAGAACCCUCUAUGUUUCCAAAGAGCUGGAGUAUAUUUAUUUUGUUCACUCGUUGUGCGUACUCGGAAGGCUUGUGAUGUACACUAAUGGAAGAAAACUUUUUCCCAUUAAAGUAAAGAAACGGAGAGAUCCGGUAACUUUGACCGAUCUAGUGGUGAUACUCAUCAACAUCAUGUACCAACACCCUAAACCAUCAGGUGGUGAGACAGCGCAUACAGACUCACUCUCCCCCACCAGUCUUGUAAUGGAGGUGUUGAGGACACUGUGUGACCGCACGGAGUGUGCCGUGGAGUCUCUCUAUCAAAUCCCUGUGAUAGAGACGCUGCUGGGCCCUAUUAUCUCUCUUCUUAAAGGAAAGCUGCCCAAAUUAAAUUCCUUGGAAAGUGCCCUGACUCACACGGCAGACACCCUGGCGCGAAUCGCUGCCACUGAACGAGGUUUAUCACUCCUGCUUUAUGACAGAAAUCUCGUCUCGGCUGAGGGUGAAAGUAUUUCUGCAGCACACCUGAUCGUGCAGUUUACCCAGAGACUGUUGGCUGAAGAGCUGCUCGUGUUCUCUGAGCUGGAGAUUUCUCCCGCUGUGAGCGGGGCCUUCCUCUUCGUCUGUAGGCAGAUGUACAACACCUGCGAGGGGAUGCAAGUCUUGCGGCCUUACCGUCUGCACGAGUGCAUCGCCAAAGCCUGGAGAAAGACUAGCUCACUGUCAGAGAGAGUUCCCACCCCGGUUCCUGGAGCCCCACCAGCUCUGGCUGCCCAAGAACCGCAGAACGUGGUGGCAUGGGAAGAGAUGCUGUUGGACAACCUGCUGAAUUUUGCUGCCACGCCAAAAGGAUUGCUACUUCUCCAACAGACCGGUGCCAUCAACGAGUGCGUCACAUACAUGUUCUCAAGAUUUACCAAAAAGCUGCAGGUCAGCAGGUGUGAGAAGUUUGGUUACGGUGUGAUGGUGACCCAGGUUGCUGCGACAGCCCCAGGCAUCGUGGCCUUGCAAAGCUCAGGUUUUGUCCAGACGAUUGUGGUAGAGCUGUGGUCAGCGCUGGAAUGUGGACGAGAGGAUGUUAGGGUGGUCCAUCCCAAAUCUACUCCAAUGGACCCCAUCGACAGGAGCUGCCUUAAGUCUUUUCUUUCUCUAGUAAACCUUCUUUCUUCACCUCAUGCUGUGUGGGAACUGCUGGGACAUCGAACACUUCCCAACAAGACAGAGUACAAUCUGAGAGAGAUGGCCAGCUCUGUUUUAGACCUGAUGGACCGUCUCAUCAUUGUUAACUCCGAUGCAAAGAUUCACUCGCUUUUCAACUACGAGCAGUCCCACACGUUUGGCCUGAGGCUCCUGAGCAUACUGUGCUGUAACCUGGAUACUUUUCUUCUCCUGGAGUCUCAGUUCAAAGUCUCUGAGUUACUGCUGCAGGAUAUGAGGGCUAAUGUGACAGAGCCGCCCUCGGGUGAAGGAGAGUUUAUCAUUGAUGGCCUGUCUGUGGAAAGAAGCCACAUCCUGGUUCGAAUCGGUGCAGUCGGUGGCCCGUCUGAGAGGAGACUUCCUCCCCGAGCCCUACAGAAGGGGAAUGAUCCUUACCCUUGGCCGAUGGUGUCCACAUAUCCUCUGCCCAAGUAUUAUAUCCUCGACCCACCAAAGACUCUCCACAAUAAACAGGAAUCUGAGAUCAGUGCUUUCUUGGCCUCCUGUAAGGAAACAGAGAGGCACUCUGGCUGGAUGGAAGAUUGUAGAAGACAGUUCUGUAAGAUCAUGGUUGCGAGAUCACACACUCUCGCUGGAUACGUGCUCGCCGAUCUGCUGGAGAGGGUCGUCUUGCAUCUCUCAUCUUCAUCCGUCGACUGCUUCUUUCCUCCUGCAGAAUAUAAAGGUUGGGGUUUAGUGAUGGACCACAGUGUGAAGAGCAGGAGCCUUUCAUCCGUGGAGCAGUUGGGUGUGGAGAUCUCGCUCAGGUACGGCAAGUUCCUGAAGUUACUGCGAGAUGAUUCUGAACCGGAUCUGUGUCUCCUGCUCAAGCACUGUCAGGAGUUUCUCUCUCAGCAGAGGAUCAAUGUGACCUCUGACAUCUCUUAUUUUCAAGGUGGUUAUCCUGGUCACGAUUGGUUUGCCUCCACUGUCUUUCUGCUCAUGCACGGUGACGUGGGCCGCUCACUGAGUCUGCUUCUGCGUUUCUCCCGUCUGCUGCCGUCCGCCUUCCUGUGGCCCCCGAGACUACACGGCUCUGUGAACCUCCCUAUAGAGAUCGCUCUGUCAGGUAUUCAUCCCAUCUACUCCUGCACUGCUCACUACGUGGAGAUGUUGCUGAAGGCCGAGGUUCCUCUGGUCUUCUCUGCCUUCAGAAUGUCCGGCUUCACUCCAUCUCAGAUCUGCAUUCAGUGGCUUGGCCAGUGUUUCUGGAACUAUUUGGACUGGUCUGAGAUCUGUCACUAUGUGGCCACGUGCAUCAUCAUGGGCCCCGAUUACCAGGUGUACAUAUGCGUCGCUGCUCUCAGGCACAUGGAGCAGGAAAUCCUGAAGCACACGCAGACGCAGGACCUGCAGGUCUUCCUAAAGGAGGAACCGAUUCACAGCUUCAGGGUGAGUAAUUACCUGGAGUACAUGGAAGGACUGGAACGCAACUACAGAUCCCUGGUGCUCUCGGACAUGAGGAGCAUCUUGGCGAGGAGCAGCUAGCGGGACCAGAUUCAGUGACAUUCAAUGGGAUGCUGCCGUGUAAUUCAUCCUGAUUCUAUUUAUAACAUGAAUUAUUGUUCUUAGUAUAUUUAUAAAAAUAACAUUUUAAAACAGUAUUACUAAAUUUAUAUGAAGAGGAAAAUGGACCUGUUUCAUAACAAUAUUGUGUUGUUUUACCAUCUGUUGUAUGUCAGCAGUAAAUAUAUAAAGUAUUUUGAUGCUUAA
Messenger RNA from Triplophysa dalaica, 4665 nucleotides. RefSeq names its product TBC1 domain family, member 32 (gene tbc1d32). Bases 535 to 4440 code for a protein of 1301 amino acids. Lineage: Eukaryota; Metazoa; Chordata; Actinopteri; Cypriniformes; Nemacheilidae. The record is from RefSeq and is a predicted model, not a curated record. Gene Ontology annotation, biological process: non-motile cilium assembly. The transcript is spliced from 34 exons.